Corvus hawaiiensis (hawaiian crow) is the source of this 3298-nucleotide messenger RNA. RefSeq names its product trimethyllysine hydroxylase, epsilon (gene TMLHE). Gene Ontology annotation, biological process: carnitine biosynthetic process. NCBI's taxonomy places the organism in Eukaryota, Metazoa, Chordata, Aves, Passeriformes, Corvidae. The transcript has 10 exons. Bases 452 to 1708 code for a protein of 418 amino acids. The record is from RefSeq and is a predicted model, not a curated record. Gene Ontology annotation, molecular function: iron ion binding; trimethyllysine dioxygenase activity. Gene Ontology annotation, cellular component: mitochondrion.
CCGCGGGCUUUGGGGCCCGGCAACGCCUCUCCGAGGCGCCGGGGCCGCGCCGGGGGGCCGGGGAGCCGCCGAGGGUCAACGAGACGCCGGUUCCCUCGGGCAGCAGCGGCUGAUGUGGAGAAGCUCCGAGCGGCGCUUUCGGCCUGGUGGGCGCAGGGAGGAGGAGGAGGAGGAGGAGGAGGAGGAGGAGGAAGGAGCAGGGAAGAGCCGGGAGCAGCCGCGCAGACGCUGCGGAAUUCCCUCGGGCAGAGCCGCUCCGUGAUCCAUCCCGCAUCCCCGGCCCGGCUGGAGCCUCGCUCCAUCAUCCCCCAGCUCCAGGGUCCCAGUUCCAUCCAGGAAUGGUGAAUUCAAACUGGGAAUGCUGGAGGGGGGACAAGACCCUCAGAGAUGAGGCUUUGCCACUGUUUUGCACAAGAGUGUUGAACACAGCUCCUGGAAUGGCUUUGCCUGGAUGUGGUGCCAGAGGCUGGCGUGGCUGCUCCGGGGGCAGCGUGGGAGCACCGGACGUCGCUGGCCGUGGCUGUCCCAGGACCUCGGGCCCGUCCCGGCUGCCCCGGUGCGCUGCUGCCCCACGGCCCCGGCGGCCCCCCGGUGUGCCUGGCAGCUGCACCAGGACCAUCUCGAGCUGAGGUACGGGAGCACCCUGAUGCGCCUGGAUUUCGUGUGGCUGCGGGACCACUGCCGCUCCGCCUCCUGCUACAACGCCAAGACCAACCAGCGCAGCCUGGACACGGCCAGCGUGGACCUGGCCAUCCGGCCCCAGGCCGUGCGGGUGGACGAGACCACGCUCUUCCUCACCUGGCCGGACGGACACGUGACACGGUACGGGCUGGAGUGGCUGGUGAGGAACAGCUACGAGGGGCAGAAGCAGCAGGUCAUGCACCCCCGGAUCCUCUGGAAUGCUGAGAUCUACCAGCAAGCCCAGGUCCCCUCCGUCGACUGCCGGAGCUUCCUGGAGACAGACGAGGGGCUGAAGGAAUUCCUGCAGAAUUUCUUGUUGUAUGGGAUUGCUUUUGUGGAGAAUGUCACUCCCACCAAGGAGGACACGGAAAUCUUGGCAGAGAGGAUCAGCAUCAUCAGGGAGACCAUCUAUGGCAGGAUGUGGUACUUCACCUCUGACUUCUCCCGGGGAGACACAGCCUACACCAAGCUGGCCCUGGAUCGGCACACGGACACCACCUACUUCCAGGAGCCCUGCGGCAUCCAGGUGUUCCACUGCCUGAAGCACGAGGGCACGGGCGGGCGGACGCUGCUGGUGGACGGGUUCCACGCGGCCGAGCAGGUGCUGCGCCGGGCCCCGGAGCACUUCGAGCUGCUCGCCAAGGUGCCCCUCAAGCACGAGUACGUGGAGAGCGUGGGCGGCUGCCACAACCACAUGAUCGGAGUGGGGCCGGUGCUCAACGUGUACCCCUGGAACAACGAGCUUUACCUCAUCAGGUACAACAACUAUGACCGUGCCGUGAUCAACACGGUGCCCCAUGACGUGGUGCGCCGCUGGUACCACGCGCACCGCGCCCUCACCGCCGAGCUGCGCCGGCCCGACAACGAGCUCUGGGUCAAGCUGAAGCCAGGCAAGGCCCUGUUUGUGGAUAACUGGCGUGUCCUGCACGGCCGGGAAGCGUUCACGGGGUACCGGCAGCUCUGCGGCUGUUACCUGACGAGGGACGACGUGCUGAACACCGCCCGCCUGCUGGGGCUGCAGGCCUAGCUCAGCCCUCCAGGGAGCCGGGCAGCCCCCAGUCCCACCCCUGGGAGAGGCAGGAGCCCCCCAGUCCCACCCCUGGGAGAGGCAGGAGCCCCCCAGUCCCACCCCUGGGAGAGGCAGGAGCCGCCAACCCCGCUCCGUGCCAGGCCGGCUGAGCUGGUGCCCCCCAGACACUCCAGGCCCUCUGUGCCGGUGCCUCAGCACCACAAAGACACUGCAAUACCUCAGACACUUCCACCCUCCCCAAGCAGCUCCCAGGGCUUGCUCAGGAGAGGGGGAAACCAAAGGUUGUGGGACCAUUUUUUGGGACCACGCUCUGCCUUUGAGCACAGGCAGCUCUUGCUGUCCGUGCUCGCAGCCAGGGUGGCUCAGCUGGGUUAAUCCCUCCUCGGGAAGUGCUCCUCCAAGCACGUGCCUUCAGGAUCUGGAAGCUUUGCAUUAUUCCCUGUUUGGCCUUUUUUUCAGCUGCCAGUUUUUGGGUACUUUUAGGAGAGCAGAAUGGAAAUCUCUGGGGUCUUGUCUCUUUAUCACUGAUCCAAGCCAAGCUGCCUGGAGAGAUCCUGGUGUACUUUGGGCAUUUCUGAGAAGGUUUAGGUUAGAGAAAAGGGAAAGGGAAAGCAGCAAGAUCUGCAUGUUGGGAAGCAGAGGUGACCAUGUUAGGUGAGGGAUGGAAUUCCCACUUUUCCUUGGCUUCCAGUCCUGCUGUGCUGCAGUUCCGUCUGCCUGUUGCACUGCACUUGUGUUGAGGGCAACGCUCAGCAGCCACAGGGCUUCUGACAAACUUCCCUCCGUGCCUCCUCUUCCAUCCUUUCUUAAGGAAUCGGCCUUAGGUCACCAUCACACUCUCUGCUGCACAAACCUCACUCUUUGGGUGUAUUUUUUCCCCAAAAUUCUCCUACUCUGAGUGUAACUCAGAGGUGCCUUUCAGCUUCUGGGAGCUGGGGAAGUAAACUGAGAUGUGACACACUGAAGGGCCACGGGGUAAGGAGCAAAAGCAAAUCGUGCUGUUACCGAAUUUUUCAUUCUGCCCUAUAUUUUGGGGUGUUCCCUCUGCUCUGACCAGACCCUAAGGCAGGGCUGGGCCCGCUCCCCCUGGCUGUGCUGUGUGAGGUGCUCUGUGUCCUCAGGGCAGGUGCACAGUGCUAAACCUGCUGCCUUUGUUCAAUCCAAACACUGAAUGUAGAGAUCCCGGCGCCAGGACACUCCUGGAAUCUGCUCUGGCUGUGGGGUGAGCUCCCUGAUGCUCCCAGUCUCAGUGUUCCCAGUGCUUCCCAUCCCCAGUGAGCCGCGGGGAGUCGGCAGGGCUCAGAGGGAUUUCUGAGCCGAGGCUGGGCAGGUGGUGCCUGGUGAGCUGCCCUGGGAGAUGCUGCUCCCACUGGCGGCCCUGGAUCCCGGCAGGAGCCUGGAUUCUCCUCGGAGCAGAGCCAGCUGUGCCGAUUUUAAAACUCAGCAGGAAAAUUAAGCCCCCUCCAGCCACUCCCUUUCCGUAGUGGAGGAAAAACACUAGGAGAGAUUCUGAGUUGGAGUCACAAUUUACUGAAGGAAUCGCCAUAAUCACAACGAUAUUAAUAAAAGCUUGUACAAAAAAGAGAA